Rotaria socialis is the source of this 651-nucleotide messenger RNA. NCBI's taxonomy places the organism in Eukaryota, Metazoa, Rotifera, Eurotatoria, Philodinida, Philodinidae. The record is from the annotation of a GenBank genome assembly.
AUGUCGUAUAAGACAUGUUCAUGUUCUUACCUUUGGCGUAUCGAAAGAUCGCCUCCAUCGUAUAUCUUUGGCACGAUACAUGUUUCCCAGGAACAUGUAUGGCCUUAUAUAUCGAAAGAGAUUCGGCAAGCAUUUAUUUCUAGUACACAUGUUUAUGCAGAGGCCGACUUGAUUAAUAUGAAUUAUUGGGAUGAUUUUCUUCGAUGCGUAGUAAAUCGAACACGCCGUGUCGAACGAUCAACCAAUGUUACUACUCCAGGUAAAGUAGUUGAUAUUCAUUUAAUGAUGGAAGCUCGCCGUUCGAAUAAGACUACAGGUGGUUUAGAGACGCCUGAAUAUCAAUGUGAGAAACUAUUCAACUUUGCCAAUUCAACAAUCUGGACAUUGAUUGUGGAUAGGAUUAAAAGCCGAUUAAAGAAUGGAACACUUGGCGAACCUAAAAUGGAUCAGCCAGAAGAAUUGCUAAAAACCUAUAUGUGUAGUGAGCUCGACGAUGCAUAUAUGGAACAGUUAUGGAAUAAUACUGAAGAAUUUGAUGAUAUUGACGUGCGCGAUGAAAACAUGUCGCGACGUAUUCACAGCUUAUUGAAAAAGUCGAAGAAGCGUCGAUAUUUUUUUGCUGUUGGCGCUGGUAUGUUGGUUCUCUAUUAA